Perkinsus marinus ATCC 50983 is the source of this 168-nucleotide messenger RNA. RefSeq lists its product as hypothetical. The transcript has 3 exons. NCBI's taxonomy places the organism in Eukaryota, Perkinsozoa, Perkinsida, Perkinsidae. Bases 1 to 168 code for a protein of 55 amino acids. The record is from RefSeq and is a predicted model, not a curated record.
AUGGCAACCACUGAUCAUACCAAUGAGCUGAAGAACUUCGUGGAGGUGUUGAAGGGCAAGAUACAGCGGAGUCGACGAACUCGAGGGUCCUUUGUACUCGACGAGUGCUACUUACAGCGCGACAAUAUUCUCGAGUCCGAAAGUCUCUUGGCUGUCAGAAUCAAGUAA